Molecule: messenger RNA, 1273 nt
Organism: Medicago truncatula (barrel medic)
Lineage: Eukaryota; Viridiplantae; Streptophyta; Magnoliopsida; Fabales; Fabaceae
Product: protease Do-like 5, chloroplastic
Exons: 8
Coding region: 79-1056 (325 amino acids)
Biological process (GO): proteolysis
Molecular function (GO): serine-type endopeptidase activity
Source: RefSeq, a predicted model, not a curated record
AUAGAAGAAUAUGAGAGAAAAGGAAUGGCUCUCUUGUCUUCUCCAUAAGCAAUUAGAAUCUGAAAGAGAAAGUGUUGUAUGGUUGCAACAAAACCAACCAUCACAAUGUUUUCUCUCCAAAUGAACCUCUUUCCCUCUCCAACGCUAACUACUCAUUCUUCAACAAAGACCCUUCCCACCACCACUGUUACCGCUACUAAGCGAAGAGCCAUAGUCUUCAGUUCAAGCCUUGUAGUUGCUUCAUGGCUUAAUUUCCUUAAUUUCAAUUCAGCACAACCACUUUCACUUUCACUUUCACUUUCACAACAGCUACAAGAUGAACUUCAACAACAAGAAGACCACCUUGUACAUUUGUUUCAGGAAACUUCACCAUCGGUUGUUUCCAUUAAAGACAUUGAAUUGACUAAAGUCCCCAAAACCUCUUCUAAGGAAGUCAUGCUAGAUGAGGAUGAAGAUGCAAAAGUGGAAGGCACUGGUUCAGGCUUCAUUUGGGAUAAAUUUGGCCACAUAGUUACCAAUUACCACGUUGUAGCUAAACUAGCUACCGAUACAAGUGGUUUACAACGUUGUAAGGUUUUCCUAGUUGAUGCCAAAGGGAAUAACUUUUCCAGGGAAGGGAAAAUAAUUGGUUUUGAUCCAUCAUAUGAUCUAGCUGUUCUGAAGGUUGAUGUUGAUGGAUACGAACUAAAGCCUGUUGUUAUUGGUGAAUCUAAGAAUUUACAUGUUGGGCAGAGUUGCUUUGCCAUUGGGAAUCCUUAUGGAUAUGAGAAUACUCUCACAACAGGGGUGGUUAGUGGUUUAGGCCGCGAGAUACCUUCCCCAAACGGAGGGGCUAUCAAAGGAGCCAUUCAAACUGAUGCAGCUAUUAAUGCAGGAAAUUCAGGUGGACCAUUGAUUGACUCUCAUGGCCAUGUUGUUGGAGUAAACACAGCCACCUUCACGAGGAAAGGAACUGGAGCUUCAUCAGGUGUUAACUUUGCAAUUCCCAUCGACGCUGUACUCAGAAGUGUACCAUACCUUAUUGUAUAUGGAACACCUUAUAGUAAUAGGUUUUGACAGUGCAUGAAAUCAACUUUUUUUGAGGAAUGUUUUAGAAAACAUUUGAUAUCAUAUUCACAUGAAAGAUGUUGAGUAUUCUAACUUUUCUUUUUUCUUUCAUACAAGUGGUCAUUUUAUGUAAUAUACAACAUGCCGGAGAUAAAAUAGGCUUCCAUAUGUGUAUGUAUCCAUAAAUAAGCUGCGGGUAAAUAGAGCCUUUCAAGUUCCCUGCAAA